GCGGUUUGGUGUUGCCACUGUUGGACCUCCAACGCUCCCGGUCCCCCAAACUAAACCAUCUGCAACUUUUAAGCAAGCAAAGAAGCCAAAGUGAGCGAGCGUCACUAAUCAUUUCGCAAUGGAUCAGCACAAGCAUCGCACGGCUGGCGUCCAGGAGAAGCUGGAGAUCAUCGGGGUGGAGGACGAGUCCGGGAACCCCAUCAGCGCCCUGACCAUCCUGUCCCUGCUGGAGCGCGUGGCCGGCAUCAUCGACAACGUCCAGUCCUGCCAGCAGCGCAUGGAGGAGCGUCAGCAGGACCUGGAGAACAACAUCAAGACCAUCCAGGGCGACGUCCUCAAGCUGGCCAAGGACCACACGGACACCAGCGGCACGGUGGAGAAGCUCCUGCAGAAGACCCGCAAGGUCAGCGCCAACGUCAAGGAGGUCCGGACGCGCGUCGAGAAGCAAAACGUUCGCGUCAAGAAGGUCGAAUCCACGCAGGACGAGCUGCUCACCCGCAACAAGUUCCGGGUCGUCAUCUAUCAGGGUGAGGCCGAGGUCCCAUCGGUGGCCGUCACCAAGUCUCCCAAAGGAUCCAGCCUGGAGGGAUUGGAGAUCGAGCCCGACUCCUACGACGUCCCCGUGGACCUCUCCUCCGACGAGGAGUACCUGAGCGUGGAGGAGGCCGACCCCUCGCGAGCCGCCCGCAUCAAGAAGUCCAUGGCGAAGGGCACCGAGAGCCUGAAGGCCGCCUUCUCCAAGGAGAACAUGGCCAAAACCAAAGACAACCUGGGCACCAAGUUCCACAACCUGGGCGAGAAGGUGAUGCCGCCGGAGCGCCGGGACAAGAUGCACCAAGCCGGCGAGCGGCUGAAGCAGUCCGGCGAGCGGCUGAAGGAGAACAUCGCCAAGAAGGCUCCGAACAAAGAGACCUUCCGCAUCAAGCUGAAGAAGGAGAGAGCCGUCGGCGAGGGCCAGGAGGGCGCCGAGGCCGAGGCCGACGCCGACGCCGAGCUCCACAUCCGGGCCCCGAGCGCCGAGAAGCCUGUCGCCUACACCGAGGUCGCCAUGGAAACCAAGAGGGAGGGACCCGUGGAGGAGGCUGGCGCCACCCGGAUAGGGGAGGAGGAUUACAGGAAGUAGAUCAGACGUCAGAUCAGACAUGAAGAAGAGGCGGGAAACCGGAGGAAGCUCGUAAUGUCGAGGGUGUAGAGAAGAAGGUCUGUGAUUGGUCGACAUCGAUGACGGACAUUUUUAUUUGUGUUUUUAA
Plectropomus leopardus (leopard coralgrouper) is the source of this 1250-nucleotide messenger RNA. It is a transcript of the gene cavin4a, whose product is annotated as caveolae associated protein 4a. The record is from RefSeq and is a predicted model, not a curated record. NCBI's taxonomy places the organism in Eukaryota, Metazoa, Chordata, Actinopteri, Perciformes, Serranidae. Gene Ontology annotation, cellular component: cytoplasm; caveola. Gene Ontology annotation, biological process: regulation of gene expression.